AGAUACAAAUUUGGCUUUUCAUCAGAGCAUUCCCAGAGUCUAAUUGGAAUAUUUCUGCACACCUUGAGGAUUUCAAAUGGCAUGUGUGCUGCUCAAAGACAUGUCCAGGUACAGGAAGGCCCAUUGAUCAGAGCUGAAGGAUACCAUGUAACCAUUUGGUGUAAUGUAUCCGGAUAUGCGGGUUCCACGCAGCAGAACUUUGAGUGGUCCAUCUAUCUGCCUUCUGCACCUGAAAGGCAAAUCCAGAUAGUCAGCACGAAUGAUCCUGGCUACCCCUACGCUGUGUAUGCAGAGAGAGUCCAGAAUAAUGAGGUCUAUGUUGAGAGAAUUGAUGGAGAUUCAGCACUGUUACACAUUACCAACCUACAACUACGAGAUACAGGGGAAUAUGAAUGUCACACUCCUAAUACAGAAGCAACCUACUGGGGAUCCUACAAUGCUAAGGGGAAUCUGACAGUUAUUCCAGACACACUCAGUGCAACAUCGGUACCCCAGACCCUAGAUAAAGUUGAAGGUGACUCCCUGGAACUGGUCUGUGAAGUAUCUAAACAAACAGCACAGCACACACAUGUGGCUGUCACAUGGUACAUACAGAAGGGAAAUCAGAACCUCAAGGUCAUCUCUCUCACACGAGAUUUCAUCCUACGUUCUGGAGAUUCAUACAAACAAAGGCAGGCAUCAGGAGAUGUACGAUUGGAUAAGAUUGGAGCGACUUCAUUCAAACUCACCAUCUAUAAACUGCAGGCAUUUGAUCAAGGAGAGUUCUACUGUGAGGCUAGAGAAUGGAUCCAAGAUCCAGAUCGGUCUUGGUUCACCAUAGCUACCAAGCGCACUGACAAAACAAUUGUGAAUAUAAAAGCUACUGAUAAGAACUUCAAUGUUCAGUUAGAGAAUGAAAGGAGAAUUCUCACAGCUGGAGACACUAUGGAAAUAAGGUGUAUCAUUGAAGCUCAAAAUAUACAGGAUCGAUAUUUCUCAGUGUUGUGGAUUUUUAAUGGCACACAGAUUGCCAACAUUGGUCGAAAUGCUGUAGCGACAGUCAAUGGUGAAUAUGCAAACAGAGAUCGUCUGGGAUACGUAAGGUUCACGAAGGAGACAGAUACAACACACCUGCUGAAAAUCUACCAUGUUCAAUUGACGGACAGUGGCAAAUACCAUUGCAGGGCUACUGAGCAUGAGAAAACGGUGACGAGAGAAUUCAUUACCAGAGAUACCAACAAAUCUCCAAAGGUUUUGAUCCAUGUCCAGUCAAUCAAAAGUAGCCUGAGUAUAACAGUUACCAGUGAUACCACUAAGAUUUUGGAGGGUAACUCACUCCAGUUCACUUGUGAUGUUCAGUCAGCAAUCAGGAACCACAGUCGUCUUUCUGUCACCUGGCAGUUGAUCAACAAACAGAAACAGGUUACUGAUAUCAUCAGCUUGGACCAGGAUGGUACUCAGAUUAUUGCUACACCCUACCAUAAGCGUGAUGCUAAUGGAGAACUCAGGCUGACCAAACAGCGACCAGAUUCUUUCAUCUUGCAGCUACAUAAUUCAGUGAUAUUGGAUGAUGGAGAGUAUGUUUGUACAGUCACUGAAUGGAUCAUGAAUGCGAGUGGGGAUUGGCAGCAGAUAGGAAAGCAAUCUGCUCAUAUUGUAGCUGUGAUAACACCUCUUGAAACAGGUUUCAGUGUUACAGCAAUAACACGAACACCAUCAGUGAUUUAUGAUAACACAUUUCAGCUUCAGUGCUUCAUCAGACCAACCUAUCCUUCUCGAGUCUCAGUUUCUGUCACGUGGAAAUUCCAGCCUGCUGGAUCAAGCAACAGCUAUGACAUUAUCACAUUUGCCCAUGACACAUCCAUUUCAUGGGGGGAGAAGGCGACAAAUUUUACAAAUAAAGUAAUGAUAACAAAGGCAGUGUCCAACACUAUCCGUCUGGUGGUCAAUAAAGCCAGUGACUUAGAGGCUGGGAAAUACCAGUGCAUUGCUGAACUGUGGCAUCAAAACCAGAUGGACCAAUGGGUGAGGAAAAUCAGCAAAUCUUCCAAUAUUCUGGAGGUCAAGGUUAAACCCCCUGAUUGUACUUUAAGCGUCAAUCAAGUAAAAAGAAACAUUGUCGUGAAAGAAAAUGACAAUAUUCAUUUAAACUGCCACAUCACAAAUCAAACAAGACCAGACUCUCAAUUCUCUGUGCAAUGGCAUGUUCAAAAAUCACUGGAGAAAGUGGACAAGCUGAUCCUGAAAUCAAACCGUGAUUCUGUGGUCGAGUACAAGGACUGGUUAGGAAGAGACAAGAAGAAGGAGAGACUGCAGGUUGCAAAACCUUUUGCUGGACAUUAUACCUUGGUCUUACUAAAAGCUGACAUUAGUGAUAGUGGGAAAUACUAUUGUCAUGUGGAGGAAUGGCUACUAAGCCCCAACAACAUCUGGUACAAAAUUGGGGAGGACACAUCUGGACUGACCACUGUCACUGUCCAACGCCCAGAAAGCAACUUGCAAACUGAAAAAAUUGAGAAAAGUAUUACUGUGCCGGAGGACAGCCAAAUUCAACUAGAAUGCAAGAUCAGCAAUCGUACCAACCUGGAUUCCCAACUAUCUGUGACAUGGUAUUCCCAGAAAAUAGAGGAGCAAGAACCAUACACCAUUCUCCACCUGAAUCGGAAUUCUGUUUUUGAAUAUGGCAGCUCCAUCAAUAACAGUGCAAGUCUGAGGGAUAGGUUACAAUUUGAAAAAGCUACCAAUGGUCUAUAUAGUGUGAUACUGCAGAAAGCAACUACAUCUGACACUGGCAGUUACUACUGUUACGUGGAGGAGUGGCUGCUUGAUCCCAAUGAUAUAUGGUAUAAACUGGGAGAAGAUCAGUCUGGACUGACUAUUGUGACUGUACAACAACCAGAAUUUAAAAUGCAAGUGGAUAAAACUGAAUUGAAUAUUAGCGUACCGGAGAAGGACCUGUUUCAGCUCACCUGUAAUGUAACCCAACAAACACAAGAUAAUUCUCAGUUUGCUGUAACCUGGUUCGUGUGGAAAGUCAAACAAGGUGCUGACCAAAUCGUGAGGGAGACCAUUUUAAAAGUUGAUCACAAUUCAGUGUUUGGGUUCGAUGUUUCACUGGAUGGAGUUGAGGGAAUGAAGGACAGGCUGCAAUUAGAGAGACCUUCCAAUGGAUUGUACAGCUUGACUGUGCAGGACUCUGCAAGCAGUGAUACGGGCAAUUACUCAUGUCACGUGGAGGAGUGGAUUCAAACUGCCAACAAUAUCUGGUAUAAACUGGGAGAGGAUGAGUCUGGGCUGGUCAUGGUCACCGUGCAGGACAGAGGUUCUUCUCUUCAGGAAGCGAUUUGUUCAAAUGAUGCCCUUUUCUACUUCAUAUUUUUCUACCCUUUUCCAAUUUUUGGAGUCCUGCUUAUUGCCAUUUUAUUAACACGCUAUAAAACCCUAAACUCCCAGAAAAAGUCUGAUGGCAAAAAUGGUGUCCCACUGCUCUGGAUUAAAGAACCCGCUGUGACUUAUUCUCCAACAAGCCUUGAGCCGCCAGAUUUCAGAAUAGGACCAGGAAGCCUCGGUUAACAAAGGAACAGGGAAAUGGCUUUUGGAAAAAAAAUUAAAUGAUAUUCCAACUGAUGGGGUCAAAGUUAUAAUGAAUUAAGGAUCAAUAAUUACCCUCCCAAAAAAUCCAAGUUUGGAAGCAAUAUCUUCCAUAUAAAGAAAGUACAUUCUGAGAGUCAUGGCAGUGAGAUAGGAGGGAAAGUGGGUACUUUUAUUCCAAGAUAUUUGCCGCAAUUGGUCUCCUCCCCAUUACCCCCAAUACAAUUAGUUGAUAUAUUUGGAAUGUUUAACUUUACACUAAUGUAGAUGUGUAGUCUUCUGCCAACUGUUUUUACUGCAUGAGAGCUCUGCUUGUCACACUAGUCUGCCAUGUGUAAUAAGUCUGAUCUCAUUAAAAUGUCAGAUGAUCUCCUGAAUGUUAAAACUAUUGUCAAUUCUGAAGAAUACAGAACUAUAGCAAAUGCAGACCUGUGGAGAGAAAUAUUGAGUUGUAAUGAUGUAAGAUUUAAGACUUUUUAAUGCUUCAUUACACUUAACUGCUCCAAUGUUUAGUUACAAUGUCUGAGAAGAGUCAACACCAAGCUGGAAACAUCAUAGCUGGAGGGAUCGACAUAACAUCCAGACCUUCUAUUCAAUUAUUGCACUGUUCAGAACAUUUGAACAACGGAAUGAAAGACGAGUGGCAAGUUCAUAGAAGCUGUGGCACUAAAGACUUAAAAGAUGUUGUCAGUUUUUGUCAAGUGUGAAAUGACUAGAACUUGUGCAAUGGAAAAGCAAGGAAUGACACCCUGCAUAGACUGUCAUCAAUGCUAUGACUGCAUUACGACAGGAUUACAUGAAGACAAUAUUACUGAAUACAGGAUAUGGACAAUGAAAUUCCGUCCCUUCUUGGUAAAUAUAGAUAAAGCUCAAGCCGACUAUUAGCAAGUACAGCCAAUGUUUCUCAUUUAUGAAUUUUUGAUACAGAAAUCUGAUCAAGCUGCAACUGAGUAGAAUGGAAAGUAGUCAUGC
This is a messenger RNA of Hemiscyllium ocellatum (epaulette shark), 4542 nucleotides long. RefSeq names its product immunoglobulin superfamily member 3-like. The transcript is spliced from 10 exons. Lineage: Eukaryota; Metazoa; Chordata; Chondrichthyes; Orectolobiformes; Hemiscylliidae. The coding region runs from base 82 to 3552 and encodes 1156 amino acids. The record is from RefSeq and is a predicted model, not a curated record.